Entamoeba invadens IP1 is the source of this 2643-nucleotide messenger RNA. RefSeq lists its product as hypothetical. The record is from RefSeq and is a predicted model, not a curated record. NCBI's taxonomy places the organism in Eukaryota, Evosea, Mastigamoebida, Endamoebidae. The transcript is spliced from 3 exons. The coding region runs from base 1 to 2643 and encodes 880 amino acids.
AUGCAGACUGACAUUGAAACGCAGUUACUUGAAAAUUUACAAGAGCUCCACAAAUCACUUGAUGAGUUCAGUAAGAGACACUUUGUAGUUACUUCCAAAUUUUUGUAUCAACUUAAACAAAUAGUCGAGACUACAAAGUUGGUAGUAGAAACCACUAAAAUAGUCACGCGAGAAAUCUUCAUGGGGACGACUACAUUAAGGAAUGAAUUAGUCCAACUUGCUAUUGAAAUGGUUGACGCUUAUAGAAACGUUGAGAAAUUGAUGGAAACAUUAAAAUACAACAUAACAGAGGAAUCGACCCCUUCUGUUGUGAUGACGAGCUGCCAAACUAUUGCGAUGAAUGCGACAUCGAUUCUCCAUAUCUUCACGGGGUCUUCAUUUAAUCGACUUUAUGAAGAAGUCCAACUCAUCUUAGAGUUGUUGAAUCAAAUUGAUAGCACAACCAUCACAAGUUACCAAACGUGCACUACCAUAUCAAAGGUAUGUGUGUUACUCCACAGUCAUCUGGAUCACUUGAUCUCUCAAGAGAAGUUAUCGACGGACAAACCACACCAACUCCACGCACUCCACCAUCUCCUCUCCGAGCAAUUCGCGAACUUCAUUUCCGCCUUUGAUAAGUAUCUAGUCAGUGGAAAGUCACAGGAACACGAAGAAACGGUGAUGAAGACACAAAAGGAAAUCAUCAAUUCGUUGAACACGGAAAUUCAAAUCAUUUCGCCCAUACAUCCACUCAGUUCGCGGCCUUGGACAGGCACACGUUUGCGCGCUAUUAAAUUACUUGAGAGUGAAGACUAUGAGGGCGUCACCCCGAUCUUGUUAGCUUCUGAUUUCCCAAAUCAACGAGUGUUGCCGACGUUGGACUCGUUACAAACAAGUGUCUCUUCCCAUGAUUAUACCGGCGCCGAGUAUAACAAAGUCGAGUUAUUGGAGUACUUCCAGACGUUUGAAGUUGGUGAGAAGAAGAGGUACCAAAACGACAUUCAGCGCCAAGUGACGACGAAGAUGUUACAGUCGACGUUGCACAAAUACGAGUCGAAGUAUUGGAAAUUUACAGACAAACGUGAUGUUGGGUCGUCGAUGAGUUCAUUAGAAGAAGCCUUGGUAGCUUCGAAUGAAGAGGAAGACAUUGUUAUUCAGGAGAUUCGCGAGAUAGGGAAUUGUUUGCGGUAUGGGACUCCUAAUGCGUUGUACUUACUUCCGAAAUACGCCGAGAAAUUAAUGUUUCUUGGAGCACCAAAAGUCACUCUGUCAGACCCGUCAAGCCUUUUGAACGCAUUUAGUCCGGAAAGUUUGGCAGAGGCGUUCACGCAACUUCCGCCACUUCCGACCAUCGACGCACUUGUCUCGUUGCAAGAGAUGAUGAUUGAGUUGAUCAUAUUAGAUAUCUUGAUCACAUCGACGGAGUAUCACCCGGACCAAUUUGCGUACUUCUCGCAACGUGUGACGCGGUCUGUAGUUAAAUUGUCGAGGUCUGCAUUCUUCUUGGCGUAUUUAGUGCAAAAUCCGAUGAAGCGGGAACAAGCGCUUUUAGCUGCGAAAUCGUUGCAACAAGCCAUCUCCGACAUUUCGCUGUUUCUGAAUGAAUUGGUUCGAGUGAAAGCAAGAGAAGAGAAGGACUGGGUAGUCGUCCAAGACAUCAUUAAAUUUGUCCGAGGUGUUCAAGUCCUCUCGUUCUUAUCCAACCCGCCUCCCGUCUAUAAAGCGUACACGUUACUUACGAAUAUAGUGAACGACGCAACGUCUCUGGAGGUCUACCGAUUUGCAAAUGUUGCGAGUGAAGUUGAGUUUCGAAUAAAACUGUACUUUGACGAGUUUAAAGUGUGUGUCAAUUCAGCGAACUGCAGUGCGGAUUUGGUCCCGCCGACUAUUGUCACUGAAUUGAAUUGUGCCAUCGACCAACUCUCGUCGAACGACAUUGUCCAAAUUGGAAAGGAGAUAUUGAAAAUGAUGAAGAAGCAUUAUAAUGGAGACUUGAUACGAGCAAAUCUCAAUAUUGCGACGAUAGCGGCGCAAUCCUCUGCGUCCGGUAUCUUUGAUAAGACGUUUGAGAUGAUCAAAGAGUCGAUGAAAGCGUUUACACUCGACGAACAACUUCUGUUUAAAAGUCAGAAAGAGGAGUUCUACACGCGAGGGAAAGAGGUUCUUCGUGAACAGAAAGGGAUAGAAGAGCUCUACUAUGUGUCAUCGUUACUUCGGAAGGCGCUUGACAAUUGCUUCAUAGUGGAUGAAGUCAAAGGUACUCAAGCGUCAUGCAGAGACGCUCGAGCCGCUAUUUGCGAAGUCUUAAAGUGCGUUGUGAAACUUGUUGUCCCCCCAGAAGACGACAGUAAGAGGAUGUACGCUAAGUUUGAUGAUCUCAGGAAAUUCAUGUCGAUCAAUAAUUGGAUGGACGCGAUUCAAAGCGAACUGAUCGCACUGUUCACGAUAUUCCAUAGCGAUAAGGAUAUGAAGGGAAGAAUCUUUGCUACAUUACAACUGGUCGAACUCAUGUUGGACUUCUGCGCAACAGAACAUUACAAACUAGGAAUGCUCGAGGACCUGAAGAAAAGUGUCGCGUUCGAACUUGUUUAUGUCAAAUGGGGGUAUCAAGACAUCGCAGAAGUCGGGCAAACCAUCGGCAAUUUAAUUGACUCGUACAAUUAA